Messenger RNA from Jatropha curcas, 1586 nucleotides. RefSeq lists its product as uncharacterized. Gene Ontology annotation, molecular function: transcription coactivator activity. The record is from RefSeq and is a predicted model, not a curated record. NCBI's taxonomy places the organism in Eukaryota, Viridiplantae, Streptophyta, Magnoliopsida, Malpighiales, Euphorbiaceae. Gene Ontology annotation, cellular component: SAGA complex. Gene Ontology annotation, biological process: regulation of transcription by RNA polymerase II.
GCUUCGAAAAGCCUCGUUGUUUCCUUCCUUCUUUCGCUCCUUACUAGCCCUAAUCUCUCUUGUCGAAAAAAGUAGCUACUGAUCAUCGAAUUGCAUUCAAUACUACAGUGAAGGCUUAAGGAAAUUCAAUUCAAUUGCGUACUUCUUCAAUUCAGUGAGGAGAUUUCAGACUAAAAUGGCUGCAGCUCGGCAUUUUUCCCGGAUAGAUACAGUAGAAAUAAAAUUGCAGAUUGAGAGGAAGCUUGGGCAUCUAAAAGCACAGAAAUACUUUGAUCUCCUCACAAAGUUUUUAUCUCUUAAAAUUAGCAAAUCUGACUUUGAUAGACUCUUCAUUGGUACAAUAGGGAGGGAAAACAUGCGCCUUCAUAAUCAUCUGCUCAGAUCAAUUAUAAAAAAUGCACAUCUCUCGAAGAUGCCCCCACCAAAGGAGUGCAAAGCUGAAAGUGGUUUAGGUGUAAAAGUGUCCAAUGGGUAUCAGAAAAGUAGUAUUCAGUCCCUCUGUAGAGAUUUUCUCCAAUCCCCUCGUAAGGGGAGGUCAGUUCUUAGUGAACGCAAGUUUAGGGAUCGUCCUAGCCCUCUUGGCCCUCAUGGAAAGAGUCACAAUAUUGCAUUUGAAGAUUUAGUCCCUAAAAAUCAAGAACAACAGAGUGCUACAGAACUGUUUUCUCUUGGCAGCAGACCCCCAGGCUCUGUGGAAGAUGGAGAAGAGGUUGAUCAAGCUGCUGGAAGUCCUAGCAUUUAUAGUAGGAGCCCUGUUAGAGCUCCUCUUGGCAUCCUAUUGAACACAAAAGGAGCACGAAAAGUGCUUUGUAAUCGGCCGGCAUCUUCUUAUCAUAUGGAGACAUGCCAAAAUAAUUUUGGAUUACCGGAUACCAACUCUUUAAGGAAGAGGUUAGAGAAGAAAUUGGAGAUGGAGGGAGUAAAAGUCUCUGUUGAUUGUGCCAAUUUGUUAAAUAACAGCCUGGAUGUUUACUUGAAGAGAUUGAUAAAGCCAUGUAUGGAUUUAGCUGGUUCAAGAUCUGGCAAGAAAUUUACUGGCCAAGGACAUUGUCAUACUGUAUCUCGAUUGAAUGGGUUGUGGCCUGUGAGAUGUUUACAAAGACCAAGUGGGCCCAUUUCAGUGUCUAUGUUAGAUUUUCAGCUUGCAAUGGAACUAAACCCUCAGAUUCUAGGGGAAGAGUGGCCGAUGCAACUUGAGAAGGUUUGCUUUCGUGCAUUAGAAGAAUGAACGAUAAUAUUGUUGCAAUAUUUGUUGGGAAGGGAAGUUUAGGUUACAAGGGACUUUGAGUUGAUGCUGUUGCAGGGUCCACUCUGAUAAUGAUGUUGACCACACUGUUUUUUGUGACAACUGUGAAGUACAUAAAUAGUAAGUCAUUGGAAUUUUUGGAUUAAGUUGAUUAGUUUGUAUAUAGGCCUUUGGACUGAUUAUUUCCAGGGUCUGACAUGGUAGAGUAUAAACACAUUGACAUUGUAAGAAUCUAGCUGUCUCAAAAUGGUCAGUUUUCUCCUUCAACUGACUCUAUAGUUUGUUUGUUCAAUUUAUUAACUUUGUGAAUAAAGCUUACAUUUCCAAUUUUCAGGCCUAA